Messenger RNA from Poecilia latipinna (sailfin molly), 1535 nucleotides. Its product is annotated as trace amine-associated receptor 13c-like. NCBI's taxonomy places the organism in Eukaryota, Metazoa, Chordata, Actinopteri, Cyprinodontiformes, Poeciliidae. The record is from RefSeq and is a predicted model, not a curated record. The coding region runs from base 247 to 1212 and encodes 321 amino acids. The transcript is spliced from 2 exons. Gene Ontology annotation, biological process: G protein-coupled receptor signaling pathway. Gene Ontology annotation, molecular function: trace-amine receptor activity. Gene Ontology annotation, cellular component: membrane.
AUGCUUUUCAGCUAGUAACAGGUUGAAACUGAACCGUAAAAUUGAAGACUAACCGGAAAACAAAAGGAGACUCGAGUGAAAAACAACAUUGGUUGCUAAGUGUGAGUUGAGAUGUGUGAAGUGGGCAGGGCGAAGGACCACAGAGGCCAGUUGUUGUGUAUGUGUGCCAUACAGAGAUAAAAAAAGGAUGCAGAAAGGAGUUAUGAUCAGAGAGCCGCCACAGUCAUUUAUCUUUUAGGGUCUUUGAUGAUGGAGGUAUAUGACGUAGAAGAACUCUGCUUUCCACAGCUCUACAACACUUCGUGUAGGAAGCCAAAAAUGUCAAGGAACCCGCUUGUGUUUCUGCUCUUUUUCAUCAGUGUGCUCACUGUGACACUCAAUCUGCUUGUUAUCAUUUCAGUCUCCCAUUUCAGGCAGCUUCACAAAACCACCAACUUCCUGCUGCUGUCUCUGGCCAUAUCAGACUUCUUGGUAGGCUUUGUUCUCUGUCCGGGUGAAGCUGUCAGACUAACAUCCUGCUGGCUUCUUGGUGAUGUUAUGUGUUUACUGUACAUACAUAUUGUCAGUAUGAUUUCCUGUGCCUCAGUUGGAAAUAUCGUACUGAUAUCUGUUGACCGCUAUGUAGCUAUAUGUUACCCUCUGCAUUAUCACAGGAGAAUCACUGUGGCAAGAAUACGACUGUGCAUCAGUCUGUGCUGGAUUUAUUCAGCUUUAUACUGCAUUACAUUUGUGAAGGAUGGCAUAAGUGCAAAACAGGCUUCUUGUCAUGGAGAGUGUUUGUUUUUCAUCGAUUUCGGUGCCGCAGUUUUAGAUCUUAUUGUAACCUUUACAGUCCCAGUUACAGUCAUCAUAGUUCUCUACAGCAGAGUGUUUGUAGUGGCCGUUUUUCAGGCUCGAGCCAUCCGCUCCACUGUUACAGCUGUGUCCCUGCAGCGUUCAGCAACAGUAGGAAAAUCUGAGCUGAAAGCAGCCAGGACUCUUGGUAUUUUAGUCAUUGUGUUUCUGAUAUGUUUCUGUCCAUUUUACUGUGCUGCUCUAGGAGGUGAUGUCUCGUUUAACACGUCUGUUGCUGUGCUGUGUUUUUUCUGCAUUAGCUCUUGUCUUAAUCCUUUGAUUUAUGCCAUGUUUUAUCCCUGGUUUAGAAAAGCAAUUAAACACAUUGUGACACUGAAGAUAUUCCAGCCUGGCUCCAGUAAGGCUAACAUAAUGUAGACAAAUAUAAAACUUUGAGGAAGUAAAUAAAACCUUUUCCACUUUUUCACAUAACCUCUCAACUCUUUGUUCACAAAUUAAGUGCAAUUUUCUACAUGAAUGAGUUUAAGCCCAGCUCAAAUGACAGGAACCAAGCAUCUGCAGACCCUAUUUUUGCAUGGAAACGUUGCAACUCCAAGUAAAGCAAUUGUCAUUUACCCUUGUGUAAGUUAUUUUAUGUAGGUUAACAGAUGUAUUUCAUCUGCUGCAUGAGCUCAAAGCAUGGGCAAUACUUGUUCAUUUUCUUAUUGUUUGUAAAACUGAUCUUAUGUAAACGUUGCUAA